AUUGCUGAGCUAUUUCCUCUGGCCUAAAGCCCUAAACCACUGCAAAGGAGCACCUCUCUGGAGACUGGAGCCCUCUUCAGACUGUAAAGCGAGCAAAGGCAUCUCGUUGUAUGCCUCCUGUCCAACAUGUAUUCCCUCGCUCUUGCUUCGCGCACAAGCAGGGCAUUCCUUCCUUCCUCCCCUUCCUUCCUUGAAGAUCCUUCUCCAUCUCCACGCAGCCAGGCAGCCAGCGCUAAGCAACCUCACUCACUACAUAUCGGCCUUGUACAUUGCUUCCAGCUUCCUGCUGCAUCCGUUAGGACAUACAGACAUUGGUCGAGCAGAGCUGCCGAGAAGAGCUUGAGCGAGGAGCCGUACGCGCUGGAGGACAUGAACGCCGGCAUGUCGCCGCGGCCGAGCACGGACUGGGGCCCCAUCAUCGUGGCGGUGAUCCUGUUCGUGGUGCUCUCGCCGGGGCUGCUCUUCCAGCUCCCCGCGCGGACGCGGGUGGUGGAGUUCGGCAACAUGGGCACCAGCGCCAUCGCCAUCCUCGUCCACGCCAUCAUCUUCUUCUGCCUCCUCACCAUCUUCGUCGUCGCCAUCGGCGUCCACGUCUACGCCGCCUAGGCCUAGCCAGCUCGAUCCCCAGGCUGCUUUGACACGGUGAUGAUGUACGGUUUUCUGCAGUCCCUUGUAAUCCUGCUGCUCGUUUCAAUGAAGCAGAGUGAGAGACAGUACAGUUGUCUGUUGUCAGUUGAGAAUUUAGCUGUUCAUGUACACAAAAACUUCAAUUUGGCUUAUUUUUUUCCGGCAACCCAA
This is a messenger RNA of Panicum virgatum (switchgrass), 798 nucleotides long. RefSeq lists its product as uncharacterized. Lineage: Eukaryota; Viridiplantae; Streptophyta; Magnoliopsida; Poales; Poaceae. The transcript has a single exon. Bases 127 to 606 code for a protein of 159 amino acids. The record is from RefSeq and is a predicted model, not a curated record.